Closterium sp. Naga37s-1 is the source of this 1833-nucleotide messenger RNA. The record is from the annotation of a GenBank genome assembly. NCBI's taxonomy places the organism in Eukaryota, Viridiplantae, Streptophyta, Zygnematophyceae, Desmidiales, Closteriaceae.
AUGUUUGGGUCAGCUUCUAGUGCACGUCGCUGCAGCGAGAGCUGCGUGAUCCGCCACUGCCUCGCCGGGAUCGACGGCGCGGAGGCGCAGGGCCACGCGACGCUCUUCCUCGCCAAGUUCUACGGCCGCGCGGGCCUAAUGGGCUUCAUCUCUGGGGUCGAGGAGAUCCAACGGCCCGCGCUCUUCCAGUCGCUGCUCUUCGAGGCAUGCGGCCGCACCAUCAAUCCCGUCUACGGCGCGUCGGGCCUGCUCUGGACGGGCCAGUGGCAUUUCUGCGAGGCCGCGGUGGACGCCGUGCUUCGCGGGGGGUCGAUAAAGCCGAUAUCUGACACUUCCUCUCCGGCCGUCACUCUCACGACCAAUCCCCCUGCUCCCCAGGUCCCCGCUCCCACUGUCCGGCCAAUCGUAGCCGCUUGUGCGCUCCCUACUCCCACUGUGAUGACGUCAUCGGGGCCUGUCAUGAUGGUCGGAAACUCCGCUGCACCUUCGUCGUUCCCGCCGCCCGUUUUUCCCGCCGGCGCGCCGUUCUUCCCCGGCGCAAUGGGCGUCUUGAGGCCACGUGGCGGACUGCCCGCGACGGCCUCCGCGCUCGCCGCCUUACCAGGCGCUGCAGGCGGCGUGAGUGGGCCGCUCGUAGGCGGUGUCGCGGGGAGCUACCUUCCGCAGCAACUGAUGCAACAGCAGCUGCAGCAGCAACAACAACAGCAGCUGCAGCAGCAACAACAACAGCAGCAGCAGCAGCAGAUGGCGCAUUUACACAACAUGUAUGCCGCACCUGGCAUCUACCAACCCAACGCCGCCGUCUCCGUGCCGGCCGCUGGCGCUUCCGUUCUGUCUGCCGGCCAGCCGAUGGUCGCGGCCGGUCAGAUGAUCUCCUAUUGGCCGGCUGUCCAUGGGUCUACCGCCCCCGCGUCCACCUUUCCCAGCGCGGCGCCAGCCGGAGUGAUGAUGGUUCCAACUCCACCACCGCCAGCGGUUCCUGGGUUUUCCGUGACUGGCUUUCAGCCAAUGACGUUCGGACACGUGGCGGUCCCGCAAAGCCAGCAAGUACAGAGUACUUCGGGACAGAUAGCAACUGGUGGUGUUCCAUCCGCUGCUGCUUACUUACCCCCAUCAUAUCAACAGCAGCAGCUGAGUGCUGCACCGCAGCAGCAGCAACAGCAGCAGCAACAGCAGCAGCAGCAGCAACAGCAGCAGCAACAGCAGCAGCAGCAACAGCAGCAACAACAGCAACAAUCAGAGAGCGAGAAGCAGCAGCGUCUCAGACCAUGCACGCCACCUGCUGUUCCAUCAGCAAUGGAGACCCACAAAACCCCAGCCGCACCGACAGCAGCAGCGGGCGGCGCGCGGGCGGCACCAGAGCGCACGGAGAGCCCUGCCAGCUGUCUGUCUCCCAUGGCCAGUGGCGUCAGUGGAAGCAGACUGAGUGGACUGAGCGGGUCCAAGAGCAGCAGAGGCCCCGAGGAGAGCAGUGCACUGCUACUGGCACCUGUGGCCAGACGACCAAAGCUCAUGCAUGCCCCAACCUCAGACUCGCCGCAAUUCGUCCCGCCGAACCUGCAGCUCCGGACAGACCUGGGAGGAAGCAGCGCCGCAGGAGUGAGAGCAGGAUCGGAAUCACUCGACUCGCAUGCAACAGUAGAAGCGCCAGAUUUCUACCCACCAGCCUCGUUUCCCGCACCAGGUGCUGCAGCUAACCCGUGGCGGUCUCUUUGCAGAUCUGGGAUUGAGGAGGGGAUGCAUCAGCAGCACAGCAGCACUUUCCUGUCUGCGCAUGAUGGUGUUCACGGCAAGCAGAGCUCUCCUGGUGAGCUGCUCCAGCUGCUGUCAUGA